AAUUUUAGGCUGGUUUUUGUCUAGGUUUUUAUCCCGUUUUCUGGUAAAGAUGGCAGCCAACAAUGCAGUGCUGAACAGACUGGAGCAGAAGGGUGCAGAGGCCGAUCAAGUUAUUGAGUACCUCAAGCAACAAGUUGCCCUGCUCAAGGAAAAAGCCAUCUUGCAAGCAUCUCUCCGAGAAGAGAAGAAGCUCCGUGUAGAAAAUGCUAAACUGAAGAAAGAAAUUGAAGGGCUGAAACAGGAGCUGAUUCAGGCUGAAAUUCAAAAUGGAGUAAAGCAGGUUGCAGUUCCUCCUGGUACAGCCCUUCCAACAGCUUCAUUUUCAGAAGGUGUUCCACAACCUACGGCAGUUACAGCAUCUUCUGGUUCCAAAGAUCAAAUUAAAGGUGAAGGUGAAGAAAAGAAAAAGAAGGAAAAAGUAGAAAAAAAAGGUGAAAAGAAGGAGAAGAAACAGCAGCCAGCUGCUGGAAGUAGUGAUGCAAAACCUGUAGAUGUUUCUCGUCUGGAUCUUCGUGUUGGCUGCAUUAUUACUGCUGAAAAGCAUCCAGAUGCAGACACUCUGUAUGUUGAACAAGUGGAUGUUGGUGAAGCAAGCCCAAGGACUGUUGUCAGUGGUUUAGUGAAACAUGUUCCUCUGGACAAGAUGCAGAAUCGGAUGGCAAUACUACUCUGUAACUUGAAACCUGCGAAGAUGAGAGGAGUAGUAUCUCAAGCAAUGGUGAUGUGUGCCAGCUCCCCAGAAAAAGUGGAAAUUCUGGCUCCUCCACCUGGAGCAGUACCUGGGGACAGAAUCACUUUUGAAGGUUUUCCUGGAGAUCCUGAGAAGGAACUUAAUCCAAAGAAGAAGAUUUGGGAGCAAAUCCAGCCUGAUCUUCAUACCAAUGACCAGUGUGUUGCUACAUACAAAGGAGUUCCAUUUGAAGUGAAAGGGAAAGGAGUGUGCAGGGCAGAGACCAUGGCAAACAGCGGAAUUAAAUAAAUAAAUGGUUAUUAGAAACUUUUACAGUUUUUGAAAUGGAAAAUGAUGCAAGCACAAUAAAAAACACGAAAUGCAUGGCUAA
Messenger RNA from Ficedula albicollis (Collared flycatcher), 1061 nucleotides. It is a transcript of the gene AIMP1, whose product is annotated as aminoacyl tRNA synthetase complex-interacting multifunctional protein 1. The record is from RefSeq and is a predicted model, not a curated record. The transcript has 6 exons. Gene Ontology annotation, molecular function: tRNA binding. The coding region runs from base 50 to 979 and encodes 309 amino acids. Lineage: Eukaryota; Metazoa; Chordata; Aves; Passeriformes; Muscicapidae.